Psammomys obesus (fat sand rat) is the source of this 537-nucleotide messenger RNA. It is a transcript of the gene Il36b, whose product is annotated as interleukin 36 beta. Bases 1 to 537 code for a protein of 178 amino acids. Lineage: Eukaryota; Metazoa; Chordata; Mammalia; Rodentia; Muridae. The transcript is spliced from 4 exons. Gene Ontology annotation, biological process: cellular response to lipopolysaccharide; inflammatory response to antigenic stimulus; positive regulation of gene expression. Gene Ontology annotation, molecular function: cytokine activity. The record is from RefSeq and is a predicted model, not a curated record.
AUGGCUUCCUCUCCACAAGGUCCUGUACUUUAUCCUUCUCAAAAAAGCUCUGAUGCCAAGAAGGAGUUUCAGAGUUUUCCCAGAACCUACAGGGUCCAUGAUUCCCAACAGAUGGUGUGGGUCCUGACUGGAAACUCUUUAAUAGCAGUUCCUGCCAGCAACAAUGUCAAGCCUGUCGUUCUUAGCGUGAUGGCAUGUAGAGACACAGAAUUCCAAGAUACAGAAAAGGGUAAUCUAGUUUUUCUGGGAAUCAAGAACAAAAAGCUGUGUCUCUUCUGCAUGGAAAUUGACAGCAAACCCACUUUGCAGCUUAAGGAUGUAGACAUCACUGAAGUAUACAAUGAGAGCAAAGCACAGAAAGCCUUUCUCUUCUACCAUGACACAGAGGGCUCCACGUCUGUUUUUCAGUCAGUCUCCUAUCCUGGCUGGUUCAUAGCCACCUCUUCCACCGCAAGACAGACAGUCACUCUUACUCAGCAGAGGGGUGAAUCUAAUAACACUAACUUCUACUUAGAGCCUGAGGAUUUGUUGGUAUAA